Drosophila takahashii is the source of this 5822-nucleotide messenger RNA. It is a transcript of the gene Ptp10D, whose product is annotated as Protein tyrosine phosphatase 10D. Lineage: Eukaryota; Metazoa; Arthropoda; Insecta; Diptera; Drosophilidae. Gene Ontology annotation, biological process: protein dephosphorylation. The record is from RefSeq and is a predicted model, not a curated record. Gene Ontology annotation, molecular function: protein tyrosine phosphatase activity; protein binding.
AAACACAACAACAAAAUUUCAACUAAUUGGAUCCAGAAGAAAAUACAAAAUUCAAUCGCGCUGACGACAAAUAAUUGUGAAAACAAUGCAUUUAAUUAAAGUAAAGACUAAACUCGCGCUGAAAAUGCCCGAAAUCAAAAGAAACUAGCGAGAAACACAAUCAAAAAAUCGCACAACAAAUCGCAAAAGUUAACAAAAAAUCCAAAUAAAUUAAGCCAGACAACAAAAGAGAGCCAGGAGCAGAGAACGACAGCGAAAACAGCAAAACGACGGCCCCAAAAUGUUGUACCAGCUAAGUAAAGCCACUACUAGAAUCCGACUCAAAAGGCAAAAAGCCGUUCCACAACAUUGCUGGCUCUGGAGUUUAGCAUUUCUGGCAGCAUUUACUCUAAAGGACGUUCGAUGUGCAGAUCUAGCCAUAAGCAUACCCAACAAUCCCGGCCUGGACGAUGGGGCCUCCUAUCGGUUGGACUACAGUCCGCCCUUCGGCUAUCCGGAGCCCAACACGACGAUUGCCUCCCGGGAAAUCGGCGAUGAGAUCCAAUUCUCACGCGCCCUGCCCGGCACCAAAUACAACUUCUGGCUGUACUACACGAACUUCACGCACCACGAUUGGCUCACCUGGACGGUGACGAUAACAACAGCUCCCGAUCCGCCGUCGAACCUCUCUGUCCAGGUGCGGAGCGGCAAGAACGCCAUCAUCCUGUGGUCCCCGCCCACCCAGGGCAGCUACACGGCCUUCAAGAUCAAGGUGCUGGGCCUGUCGGAGGCCUCGAGCAGCUACAACCGCACCUUCCAGGUCAACGACAACACAUUCCAGCACAGCGUCAAGGAGCUGACCCCGGGAGCCACCUACCAGGUGCAGGCCUAUACCAUCUACGAUGGCAAGGAGUCGGUGGCCUACACCAGUCGCAAUUUCACCACAAGUCGAAGGACGCGGCAUAAAGAAUUGCUGGACAUUAAGAUCCUAAGAGAGCCCAACACUCCGGGGAAAUUCAUCGUCUGGUUCCGUAAUGAGACGACGCUGCUGGUCCUGUGGCAACCGCCGUAUCCGGCGGGCAUUUACACGCACUACAAGGUGUCCAUCGAGCCGCCGGACGCCAACGACAGUGUUCUGUAUGUGGAGAAGGAGGGCGAGCCGCCCGGUCCGGCGCAGGCGGCCUUCAAGGGUCUGGUGCCCGGCAGGGCCUACAAUAUAUCCGUGCAGACGAUGUCCGAGGACGAGAUCUCGCUGCCGACGACGGCACAAUAUCGAACGGUGCCGCUGCGACCCUUGAACGUGACCUUCGAUAGGGAUUUCAUCACCUCCAAUUCGUUCCGGGUGCUUUGGGAGGCGCCCAAGGGCGUCUCCGAGUUCGACAAAUAUCAGGUUUCGGUGGCCACCACCCGCAGGCAGUCCACCGUGCCGCGGAGCAACGAGCCGGUGGCCUUCUUCGACUUUCGCGACAUCGCCGAGCCGGGCAAGACGUUCAAUGUGAUCGUGAAGACGGUCUCCGGCAAGGUCACCUCGUGGCCAGCCACCGGCGAUGUGACCCUGCGACCCCUGCCCGUUCGCAACCUGAGGAGCAUCAACGAUGACAAGACUAACACCAUGGUCAUCACCUGGGAGGCGGAUCCGGCGAGCACGCAGGAUGAGUACCGCAUAGUCUACCAUGAGUUGGAGACAUUCAAUGGAGACACCAGCACCCUGACCACAGACCGAACUCGAUUCACGCUGGAGAGCCUUCUGCCGGGCCGCAACUACUCGCUAUCCGUGCAGGCGGUCUCCAAGAAGAUGGAAUCGAACGAGACCAGCAUCUUCGUGGUCACCCGCCCCUCGUCGCCCAUCAUCGAGGACCUGAAGAGCAUACGGAUGGGCCUGAAUAUCAGUUGGAAGAGCGACGUGAACUCGAAACAGGAGCAAUACGAGGUGUUGUACUCACGCAACGGAACCAGCGAUUUGCGCACCCAGAAGACCAAGGAAUCGCGACUGGUGAUCAAGAAUCUGCAGCCGGGAGCUGGAUAUGAACUGAAGGUCUUUGCGGUUAGCCACGAUUUGCGAAGUGAACCGCAUGCCUACUUCCAGGCAGUUUAUCCCAAUCCGCCACGCAACAUGACCAUCGAGACGGUGCGCAGCAACUCGGUUCUGGUCCACUGGUCGCCGCCGGAAAGCGGUGAGUUCACCGAAUACUCGAUUCGCUAUCGAACGGACAGCGAACAGCAAUGGGUGCGCCUGCCCAGCGUCCGAUCGACGGAGGCGGACAUCACCGAUAUGACCAAGGGCGAGAAGUACACCAUCCAGGUGAACACGGUGAGCUUUGGCGUCGAGAGUCCCGUGCCGCAGGAGGUGAACACGACGGUGCCGCCGAAUCCGGUGUCGAAUAUCAUUCAGCUAGUUGACUCACGGAACAUCACGUUGGAGUGGCCCAAGCCGGAGGGUCGGGUGGAGUCGUACAUCCUUAAGUGGUGGCCCAGCGAUAAUCCCGGUCGUGUGCAGACCAAGAAUGUCUCCGAGAACAAGUCGGCCGACGAUUUGUCGACGGUGAGAGUGCUGAUCGGCGAACUGAUGCCCGGGGUGCAGUACAAGUUCGACAUCCAGACGACCUCCUAUGGCAUCCUGUCGGGCAUCACCAGCCUCUAUCCGCGCACCAUGCCGCUCAUCCAGUCGGACGUGGUGGUGGCCAAUGGCGAGAAGGAGGACGAGCGGGACACGAUCACCCUGAGCUACACGCCCACGCCGCAGUCGUCGUCCAAGUUCGAUAUCUACCGCUUCUCCCUGGGCGACGCCGAGAUCCGGGACAAGGAGAAGCUGGCCAACGACACGGAUCGCAAGGUGACCUUCACGGGUCUGGUGCCCGGACGUCUGUACAACAUCACCGUGUGGACGGUCAGCGGCGGAGUGGCCAGCCUGCCGAUUCAGCGCCAGGAUCGCCUCUAUCCGGAGCCCAUUACCCAGCUGCAUGCCACGAAUAUCACGGAUACGGAGAUCUCACUGCGCUGGGAUCUGCCGAAGGGCGAGUACAAUGACUUUGAUAUUGCCUACCUGACAGCGGACAAUUUGUUGGCCCAGAACAUGACCAUCCGGAAUGAGAUAACCAUCAGCGAUCUGCGACCCCACAGGAACUACACCUUCACCGUGGUCGUUCGUUCCGGCACCGAAUCCUCGGUUCUCCGGAGCAGCUCACCCCUGUCGGCCAGCUUCACCACAAACGAGGCGGUUCCGGGUCGAGUGGAGCGUUUCCAUCCCACCGAUGUUCAGCCCAGCGAGAUUAAUUUCGAGUGGUCGCUGCCCUCCAGUGAGGCGAAUGGCGUGAUUCGCCAAUUCUCGAUAGCCUAUACGAAUAUCAACAAUCUCACGGACGCCGGAAUGCAGGACUUUGAGUCGGAGGAGGCGUUUGGGGUGAUCAAAAACCUGAAGCCCGGCGAAACGUAUGUGUUCAAGAUUCAGGCCAAAACGGCCAUCGGUUUUGGACCGGAGCGGGAAUAUCGACAGACGAUGCCGAUAUUGGCGCCACCACGUCCCGCCACCCAGGUGGUGCCCACCGAGGUCUAUCGCAGCUCGUCGACCAUCCAGAUUCGCUUCCGGAAGAACUACUUCUCCGAUCAGAACGGCCAGGUGCGCAUGUACACGAUCAUUGUGGCGGAGGACGAUGCCAAGAAUGCCUCCGGCCUGGAGAUGCCCAGCUGGCUGGACGUGCAGUCGUAUAGCGUCUGGCUGCCCUACCAGGCCAUCGAUCCGUACUAUCCGUUCGAGAACCAGUCGGUGGAGGACUUUACCAUCGGCACCGAGAACUGUGACAACCACAAGAUUGGCUACUGCAACGGACCACUGAAGUCGGGCACCACCUACCGCGUGAAGGUGCGAGCGUUCACCGGAGCGGACAAGUUCACGGACACCGCCUACAGUUUUCCCAUUCAGACGGAUCAAGACAACACCUCCCUGAUCGUGGCCAUCACAGUGCCGCUGACCAUCAUCCUGGUGCUCCUGGUCACCCUGCUGUUCUACAAGCGGCGACGCAACAAUUGCCGCAAGACCACCAAGGAUUCGCGGGCCAAUGACAAUAUGUCGCUGCCGGACAGUGUGAUCGAGCAGAAUCGCCCGAUACUGAUCAAGAACUUUGCGGAGCACUACCGCCUGAUGUCCGCCGACUCGGACUUCCGUUUCAGCGAGGAGUUCGAGGAGCUGAAGCACGUGGGCCGCGAUCAGCCGUGCACCUUUGCCGACCUGCCCUGCAAUCGGCCGAAGAACCGGUUCACCAACAUCCUGCCCUACGACCACUCGCGCUUCAAGCUCCAGCCUGUGGACGAUGACGAGGGCAGCGACUACAUCAAUGCCAACUAUGUGCCCGGGCACAAUUCGCCGCGGGAGUUCAUCGUCACCCAGGGACCGCUGCACUCGACGCGCGACGACUUCUGGCGGAUGUGCUGGGAGAGCAACUCGCGGGCCAUCGUCAUGCUGACCCGGUGCUUCGAGAAGGGACGCGAGAAGUGCGACCAGUACUGGCCCAAUGACACGGUGCCCGUCUUCUACGGCGACAUCAAGGUGCAGAUUCUCAACGACAGCCACUACGCCGACUGGGUGAUGACCGAGUUUAUGCUGUGCAGGGGCAGCGAACAGCGCAUCCUGCGGCACUUCCAUUUCACCACCUGGCCGGACUUUGGGGUGCCCAAUCCGCCGCAGACCCUCGUCCGCUUCGUGCGCGCCUUCCGCGAUCGCAUCGGGGCCGAGCAGCGACCCAUUGUGGUCCACUGCAGCGCCGGAGUGGGAAGGUCGGGCACCUUCAUCACUUUGGAUCGCAUCCUGCAGCAGAUUAACACGUCCGACUAUGUGGACAUCUUCGGCAUAGUGUAUGCCAUGCGCAAGGAGCGCGUUUGGAUGGUGCAGACGGAGCAGCAGUACAUCUGCAUCCACCAGUGCCUGCUGGCGGUGCUCGAGGGCAAGGAGAACAUCGUGGGUCCCGCUCGCGAGAUGCACGACAACGAGGGCUACGAAGAUGACGAGGGCAUUGCCGAGUCGGGCAUGUAAGCCCAUUCCAGAGCCCAGGAACUCCAGAAACUCCAGCCCAUCCCAACCACUCAACUCAACGAAACUCAACCGAAUGGAACCCAACCCAACCAGCAUGUGGCAACUACAUUAUUAUUUACUUAAGGAGGAAAGUGCGGAGGAUCAACGCUUGAUAUUAUAAUUGGAUAUAUGUGUGUACUACACCGGAUACUACUGGAUAUAUAUACUCUACACCGAUCUAUCGAAUGGGAAUGCAGCAAUCUCGCCAAACAGAACGAACACGCAUCAAUUUAUACAUUUUAUAUAUAUCUAAGAUAACGAAGGAUCAGCGAUCGGCGAACACUGAAUACUGGAAUACUGAUUGUAUUUUUACGCUAGCCACAAUUUGAUAUAAACUAUAUAUCUUCCAAUUUUUUUGUACACCUAAUGUUAGUUGAAAUAUGUAUGUGAGCGAGACGAGCAAAUUUUUGUAGCAAACUAAAAGCGCUAAAUGUUUACUUUUUUAUAUUAUUAUAUAUAUAAAUACUUGAUAAACAUAUACCUAAUAUUAGGCCUAAACUAAACUAACUAUAAAUCGCACACACUCAUACACUCACACAAACACAAUGCAAUAAUUGAGUUACAUAGUUUUAAAGAGGAAGAAAUGUUAAAACAUUUGGCUGCAACCGUCGGAAUCGCAAGAGAUGUAGUGUACAAUUUUUAAUUUGUCGUAUAUGUAUGAUUUUUUUUCAUUUCUGUUUUGUGUUUAAUUUUUUUUGUAAUUUUUAUCCAAGCGUAAGCUGUGUAUGUAUGUGCUACAUUUUUGUUUAAUUAUAUCAAGUUUUAUUUAAAAAAGAAA